AUGGGUCUGUGUAUGCAAGUGUGUGUGUGUAGUGUAGGAUAUACGUUUUGUGUAUAUGAGUCUACUCUGAGUCUGUAUACACCCUGUAUUACAGGCCUGCGUUUUGUUUGCACACACUUUUCUUGCGUGUGAUUUAGUGCAGUGUUUUGUGACCUCUCCUCUCUCUCUCUUGUCUCCUCAGAUAUGUGGUGCUCCCCAGACCAGUGUUUUGAGCCAGGGAUGGACUACACUGUUCGUCUGAGUUUGCCCCUCUACUCUGCACUCAGUGAUGUCCAGUCCCCAUGCACACUCAUUGACUCGGUUAGUCCCCACACACACACUGUUAAACACCUAGACACAACUGAGACUUGUGCAUAAAUAAUGCAUUGAUGUCACUAAAGAACAAAUUCAAGGUACAAGGAUUUAAAGUUGGGAUUCAGCCCUUCGACUCCAUACUAAAUCUAAUUCCAUUCUCUGUAUCUUUCUGUCUUCUCUAUACAUUGUGUGGAUGCCCCACUGUAAGAACCUGGAGAUAUUCACUGGUUCUGAGGGAGGUGACGUGGCCACCAACAGUGCCUGGGACACGUUCCAACGUUACUGCUGUCUGGAGAACAGCCAGAACGUGGUCAAGACCCCCUCCACAGACAUCUGCCGCAACUCUAUCUUUAGCGUGUCAGCUGCACCAGGGAGCUAA
Messenger RNA from Coregonus sp. 'balchen', 673 nucleotides. NCBI's taxonomy places the organism in Eukaryota, Metazoa, Chordata, Actinopteri, Salmoniformes, Salmonidae. The record is from the annotation of a GenBank genome assembly.